AUGACGUUCAAAAUUUGUAUCAACACCACCAAGCAAGGCACGGUUUUCCAGGCAUGCUCGGAAAUUGAUUGCAUGCAUUGGCCAUGGCGGAAUUGUCCUACCGCUUGGCGUGGAAUGUAUACGCGAGGCGAUCAGGGACAUCCAACAAUAAUUCUAGAAGUUGUUGCGUCUCAAGAACUAUGGAUUUGGCAUGCUUUCUUUGGGAUUCCUGGUUCGAAUAACGACAUCAACAUUCUACAAAAUUCCGAGGUUUUUGAUGAUGUUAUAAAAGGGAUCGGUCCUGAUACGAGGUUUACGGUUUCGGGAGUGGAGUACAGACGCGGGUAUUAUCUUGUCGAUGGAAUAUACCCACAAUACUCUACAUUGUUAAAACGGGUAGGCAUCCUCCAGAUGAAAAAAGAAAGAAAUUUGCCAAGUUUCAAGAAGCGGCUAGAAAAAGAUAUUGAACGGUGUUUUGGGGUUCUCCAACAAAGAUGA
Helianthus annuus (common sunflower) is the source of this 477-nucleotide messenger RNA. RefSeq lists its product as uncharacterized. The record is from RefSeq and is a predicted model, not a curated record. The coding region runs from base 1 to 477 and encodes 158 amino acids. Lineage: Eukaryota; Viridiplantae; Streptophyta; Magnoliopsida; Asterales; Asteraceae. The transcript has a single exon.